AUGGAGCCUGAAGAUCCUAGCAAGAUUUUCGCAUGGAAGGCCUGUAAAGAAAGCCUGCCAACAAAGCAUAACUUGAUGCAAAAGAAGGUUCUGAGUGAAGACAUGUGUAAGAUGUGCAACACAGAAACUGAGGAUGUAGCUCAUGCUUUGUGCUUCUGCCCUUCAGUAAGAGAGGCUUGGGAAAAACAGCUACCUGUUAUCUUCAACUCUGACCUUCCAAACAUGUAUGGGGAUAUAGCUGGGUUUAUCAGUGGCCUACAACAGAAAGAUCAGUUAGAGUUGUUCUUCCUAGCCAUAGCCCAUGCCCUGGCUGUCCAGCAUGUUUAUAAAGCAACCCGUGGCCAACCUUUGAAGGCUGUGAGGCACCAUUGCCGUUGGGAAUUCCCCCUACCAGGAGUCUUCAAGUUGAAUGUGGAUGGGGCAACCUUCUUGAACCAACACAGUGCAGGCAUUGGGGCCAUCUUGAGAGACAGUAAAGGAGAAGUGUUAAUGGCAGCAAGUAAGAAGGAACAUGAAGUCAGAGAUGCAACAAGUAUUGAGAUGCUUGCAAUUUUCAGGGGACUACAGUUGACUGCUCACCUGGGAAUUCAACACCUCAUCAUAGAAAGUGAUGCACUGACCUUAGUUCAGGAGCUGCAGAAACCAAAACCCUCAAUGGCAUUGGUUGGGAACGUGAUCAGGGAUACUAAAGAGCUUAUGAGCCUCUUCCAUAUGUGUGAAGUUAGGUAUACUAUGAGGUCGUGUAAUGAAGCAGCACAUAAGCUUGCAAGACAUGCUUGGCAUGUAAGUAAUAUUAACUUGUGGUGGGGAUCUUUCCCUGAUGUAAUUGCUCCAGUCCUAUGGACGGAGAGACAGUUGUAA
This is a messenger RNA of Carya illinoinensis, 861 nucleotides long. RefSeq lists its product as uncharacterized. Lineage: Eukaryota; Viridiplantae; Streptophyta; Magnoliopsida; Fagales; Juglandaceae. The transcript has 2 exons. The record is from RefSeq and is a predicted model, not a curated record. Bases 1 to 861 code for a protein of 286 amino acids. Gene Ontology annotation, molecular function: RNA-DNA hybrid ribonuclease activity; nucleic acid binding.